CAAGCUUUAAGAUUGCUGUCAGAGCAGGCGCAGUCAGCCGCAAUGACAGUCACUGCCGCUCUCAAGCCGUGACAGGGAGUUGCACUGUGUGGGCUUUCUCACACAUCUCUCUUCUUCUUCACCGUCUUACACAAACAUCUACACGACAAGAAGCUCAAAGGUCACAAGACGCGCAAGACGUUAACGAGAACGCCUCUUUCAUAACCGUACCGAUCGGCUAUUUCCACUGCUUCUUUCCAAAACAACAAUAAAGAGCGACCUUCUUCAAGUACAUCCUUAUAAUCAACAAUCGCCUCCUUAGUUCCUCUCCUCACAUCAUCGACCGUCCAACCUCCACACCCUUUCAGCCCACGACCCACACCAUGUCCUCCCAAUCACACGACCUUCAGCCACCGAUUAGAAGGCCGAGUUCCGCCGAGGAACUCAAAGUCACCGAGACAACAAGCAACACAGAAUACACACCCGUCAAGCCAGAGUCAGCUGCCAGGGAGGGGGAGGCCGCUGCGGUUGUCGUUGACGACACGGAGGCAGCACAUGAUCCAAUCCAAGAGCCGACAGGACCGGUGAACGAUGUUGUGGUAGGUUCGAUUCCUUCGGCGAAAGGCCUCACACUCACAGCUCAUAAAAGAAGACGACUUGCACUCCAGACGAGUCUUCACUCGCUCGAAGCACGCCCGCCAAUCCCACUCCAGCCGCCGAACCUUCGCAUCAAUUGGCUCCUCCAGCAGAACCCAUCCGUCGACCUUCCCAGAACUCGUCCCAGAACUCCUCCGAGAAGAGGUUAAGGCUCGAUUUUAGCAACUCGAUGCAAAACUUGAAGAAGCGCAAGGGGAGUGAGGUCAAGACCAGAGGACGCGCUAAUUCUCUGAAUGAGAAAGAGAGCAUUCCUCCAGUACCUACUCUUCGCGGUCGUCCCGUCGUUGCUACAGCAGAGAAGCCGAAAUCCUUCGGUUUCGCUGCAUUCUUCCGCAAGCUCACCGGUCAGUCUUCUGAGAAGGAGCGAUCUGAGAAGAAGAGCAAAGCCGAGAAGAGGAAGACUCUGUUCGCGUCGGCUCCCAAGGCUGUACAAACUGAGGACAGGGUGGCGCCCCAGGAGAUCAAGGAGGCUCAGAAAGAGACAAAGGAGAUCGUCCCUGAAGAGAAAGUGGUGGAAGACAGCAAGAUUCCAAUCUCAGCUGUUCAGCCGGCCGCACAAGGGCCAGUCGAUCCCUGCCAGAUCGCACUUCCGCCCUCACUCCUCGUGGCUCCUAUCAUUCUUGAGCCAGUCAUCGCACCGGCUGCCGACCAGAAGGAGACCACCAUCGAUCCCCAAGCUCAGGCCAUGCUCUCGCUUGAAGGCUUCUUCAUCGACACCAAUGCUCCCUCUGCUAGGUCGUCAAGCUCUGCUGCUCACGUGUCCCCUCGGCAGACCACUGAAAGAGCGCCAGAGGGCCAAAUGCCUUCCCCUAUCCGCAUCCCCUCGGUGCCCAACUUUCGAGAGAAGACGCCGCUCUCCGCGUCGUCUGUUGAAUCUACAGUCGACGAAGACCGCUUGAUCACUCCCGUCGAGUCGCGUAGCAGCGCUCAUGAAUCAUCAUUGGAAAGGGCGGGUGUCUUUGCCGGAAGAGCGGGCGAGACCAAGCUGCAGCCGAGGAGGAGUCACAGCCCACCUAAAACAACUGAUCUGAGCGAAAUGGGCAUGGGUGGAGGCCCGGGUCCUUCUGGGUUGGCAUCUUCGAAGAACAAGAGCUGGCGGAGGUCUAUGAUUAAUCUCUCGAGCCCGCUUAACCGUCGCGAAUCUCACAAGCUCCCACCUACAUCCCACGAUGCUUACAUCGCUCAGCAACAGCGCAUCAAGCUCAACAGGGUUUCUUGUCAGCCCGUGAUCUACAGGACGGGGGCCGAAGCUGUCAGGGGCAAGAUGGAAACUAUGGGCAUGAGGGAGGAAGACGAGGAGGUUGCCGAGACAUUCUUCAUGUCAUGAUAACGCAUUCUCGGGCUCGUGGGUGAUAGAUGGUGUAUACUCAUAGUUUUGGGCUUCUUUGUCAGUCUCUGUGUUUGUUGUUAGGGGGCGUUCGAAAACGCCAUAGUCAGUCUAUUCUCUCUCUCUUCCUCUUAUAUUUGUCUUGGGUGACUUGAUUGUCAAAGCUCGACUAGUUGGUGGUCUGGCGCAUGUAUAUACAGUAUGCAA
Molecule: messenger RNA, 2170 nt
Organism: Cryptococcus amylolentus CBS 6039
Lineage: Eukaryota; Fungi; Basidiomycota; Tremellomycetes; Tremellales; Cryptococcaceae
Exons: 3
Coding region: 806-1963 (385 amino acids)
Source: RefSeq, a predicted model, not a curated record